CUAUCAGUUUCGAAUGUACAUAAAUGUGUAAUUUUUUAUUUCUCAUCAACAAGAUGUUAAGGUGUUUUGUAUUUGGGAAUAAGCCUCAACCGUCUGUGCCUACUUUUGGUUUUAUGUGGCUAUAGGAACAAGUACAGAUUUUCUGAUUCUAUUUAUGCCGCUAAAUUACUCGUUGAAUUAAGUGACCGUUUAGUAUCACUAAUAUACAGUUUUCUUACAUUUCAAAAUGAACGUUUCAAUAUGAACGUUAAAGUACGUACUUCAAAACAAAACGUAGUUAUCCUCUUACUGAGCCAAUGAAAAUUGUCAACAGAGCUGCUCAUUAAAACUACUAUGUAUCACAAGGUAAAUAAAGAAAAAAAAUAACUUCCUUUUUGUAACUUACGAGGAUAUAGAAAAGAUACUGACAAUAUUCGUGUAAAUGUUUGUUUAUCUUUUUAAACCAUCAUUUCUAUUCAAUGCAAGAAACAGGUUUAUAGUGCGACAGUAUGGUGAAAAGGAUGACAAGUUUUAGUGUACAUGUUUAUUUGAUACUUAAUAUUUUCAUAUGCAAAGGGGUUACAGUAGUUGCAGACAUAGAUUGUAAUUUUGAUAUGAACUUCUGUGAUUGGCAGCAAGAUGUCACGGACGAUUUUAACUGGAUAAAAGGUUUAAAUGGUUAUUGGCAUACUGGCCCUUCUUAUGAUCACACCACAGGAGAGGGUUACUACAUCUACGUAGAUUCAUACAAUAAUGACAAAGGUGAAAUAGCAAGACUUAUGAGUCCAAUGCAGUCAUCAGGUCAAUACUGUUUAACAUUUUGGUACAGUAUGUACGGUAGAGAUAUUGGUGCCCUCAACGUUUACAUUAAAAUGAAAGACGGAAACAAAACCGUUAUCUUCUCAAAAAACAAGGACAUAGGCGUGCCUGCUUGGUGGAAAUCAGUUUUGAACAUAAAUGCUCAUGACUCAUAUCAAAUCGUGAUUGAAGGAAUAAUCGGGGACGGAUAUAGAGGGGACAUAGCAAUAGAUGACAUUUCUAUAAAUAAGAUCUGGAACGUGUUUCAUAGGUAA
This is a messenger RNA of Ruditapes philippinarum (Manila clam), 1052 nucleotides long. RefSeq names its product MAM and LDL-receptor class A domain-containing protein 1-like. Bases 489 to 1052 code for a protein of 187 amino acids. NCBI's taxonomy places the organism in Eukaryota, Metazoa, Mollusca, Bivalvia, Venerida, Veneridae. The record is from RefSeq and is a predicted model, not a curated record. Gene Ontology annotation, cellular component: membrane. The transcript has 5 exons.